This is a messenger RNA of Cannabis sativa, 2981 nucleotides long. RefSeq names its product TATA box-binding protein-associated factor RNA polymerase I subunit B. Gene Ontology annotation, molecular function: RNA polymerase I core promoter sequence-specific DNA binding. Lineage: Eukaryota; Viridiplantae; Streptophyta; Magnoliopsida; Rosales; Cannabaceae. Gene Ontology annotation, biological process: nucleolar large rRNA transcription by RNA polymerase I; RNA polymerase I preinitiation complex assembly. Gene Ontology annotation, cellular component: RNA polymerase transcription factor SL1 complex; RNA polymerase I core factor complex. The record is from RefSeq and is a predicted model, not a curated record. The transcript has 6 exons. The coding region runs from base 556 to 2781 and encodes 741 amino acids.
AAAAAAAAAUCUCAAAUUCUAAACCUAAAUCUCACCACUUCUUUCUCAGACUCUGCACUCCGUGGCUCCUUCAUCUCCAGCCCCGCCGCCGACGACUCUGUCUCCCUCACCUCUGCCACCCAAGACCCAAUCUCAAAUAUUAAGUAGUUAUUAUUUAUUAAAAUAAACAAAUAAAUUAGAGAGAGAGAGAGAGAAAGAGAAAGUGGGUGUGACUGAAACUCCAAGGAAACAAAUUCACUUUCCUCAAUUCGAAGAAGAAAGAUAGACGGCUUAGGCAGUCCUCUAAGUCUCACAGUCACAGAAAUUUAUACAUUUAUCUCCAAAAACACAAUAUGAAAUUGUGUCUUAAUUAUAUGAGAAGCCCAAGCGCACAUAAUGACUAUUUGAUCAUCAGCGGUAUCAGAAGCCUUAAAGCUCGUUCAACGGAGAGGAGGAAUUCAUAGGCUGUUGGCUUCAUUGCCACCUGCGCAAGCUUCACUCAUUGCUCGGAUAAACAAUCACAAUUACUUCACUCAAAGAUAAGGACGAGUCAUCUGAAUUCGAAACCCCUAAAAAAUGGCAAACCCCAUGGCCUUGACAUGUCAAACUUGCGGCAAUGUUGGGAUGGCUGAUGAUGCAGAUGGCUUCUUCUACUGUCUUCGGUGUGGUUCUCAGGCAGAGGACAUCAUUGACACCGGUGUUGGUGAUGAGGACUAUGUCGAUAAGGGCCCUGGUGGUGGUGGUGGUGGUGGUGCUGUCUAUGUUGCUAGUCACCGCCGCCAACGCCAACACGUCUCCACUAUAUCUCAAUCACAGUCCCAAUUCAACGCCUCAAUGCACUCUCAAUUUUGGACUUCUUUAACUUUAGAAGACAAAGAAGAGACUCCCAUUCAAGUCAAGAUCAAUAGUCAGGAAGUGGAUCACAAUUAUAGUUGGGAUCUUUUUAGUGACAACAUUGGACCCACUGGCCCAGAGGAUUUUGGGUCUGUCGGGGAGCUCAUUCCGAGCUUCGAGGACUACUAUAAUGAGAUAAGGAUUCGAUACAUUAUGGGUUUGCAGUUGAUGAUUGAGUUUCAGUGUGAGGCUUUGGUUAGGGAGUUUAAAGUGAGCCCUUUGAUUUGUGGGUUGGCUGGGACCAUUUGGUUGCGGUUCGUGGCUGCCACUCGAGUGUUUGAUGAUGGUUGGGUUGAUGAAGCCAUUAACGAGUCUGAGAAUCAGAAUCAAGGAGAGCUGCCUAAUGAUGAGCCGCGGUCUAAAUAUAAUUCAGAACCCCAAAAUAUGUAUGGUCAGCGUGCUGUAACGAUAUGGAUCAGAUCAUUGAAAAGGAAGAUACCGUUGUCUUGUACUUUAGCCAUUUCUUUUCUAGUUUGUCAUCUCGCCAGGGAAGCAGUCUUGACAACCGAUAUAGUAAAGUGGUCAUUAGAAGGGAAACUUCCCUACUUUGCCGCUUUUGUUGAAAUCGAAAAACUCAUUGGACCACCAACAAAAGCUUGCCCAAUAAGUUCAAGUUCCAUGUUCAGGCCUCUUGAAUCUGUAACAGCACAGAAGAUGGAACCACUUUCAGCUUCCAUUGCUAAAUCCAUAGGCUUAUGUUUACCUCCUGUGAAUUUCUACGCCAUCGCUUCACGCUAUCUUCAAAAGCUAUCACUUCCUUCGGAUAAGAUUCUUCCUCACGCUUGUCGUAUAUACGAGUGGUCAAUGCCUCCAAAUUUAUGGUUAUCAGCUAGUGAACUAAGGCUUCCUACUCGUGUUUGUGUGAUGUCGAUACUGAUUGUUGCAAUAAGAAUUCUUUAUAAUAUUAACGGCUUCGGAAUAUGGGAGAGAAGUUUGUCUAAACACAAUGUUUCUUCCACAUCUAAUGGGGUAGAAGAAGAUUCUGAUUCUCCUAGUUUGAAAGAUUUCAAAGACAAGGAUUCUGGUUUUCCUCGUUUCGUUGAUGAUCCUUAUAAGAUCCCUGUUAUAAACACAUUACAUCUUCAGGAAUCUGAGAUGGAUGCUGCCGAGCUUCUGAGCAAUCUUGAAGCAUUGUAUCAUGGAAUACAUGAAAACUAUGAGUAUUCUAAAGACUUGCCAACAUAUCUCCAGCACUGUAAAGAUGUAGUUUUUGCGGGGUUAGAACCGUCAUUUGAGAAUCACGAGGAGCAAAAACUGAUAGAAGAGUUAUGGGGUUUUUAUCAGAACAAAACGGAUUCGAAAACAACUGAAGUAGACUGUGAUAAUUAUAGUAGAGCCGAUAAGCAAAAAAGAUUACGAAAAGAUGAAGAGCGUAGUAGAACAUUCCCACAUAGAGAGAAGAAGUUCAAGGAAAACGAGGGUGUUAGUAAUUCAUCCGACAGUGAAACUCGAAGUGAAAACCAUGACCGGUCCAAGAGUACAACACAAAAUGACCAAAACCCGAAAGAUGAAACAACUUCAACUACUUCUACUCUUAAAGAAGAAUCCAUUAAAGAAAUGAAACAGAACAUGGAGGAAAACAGGUUCUAUUACAUGCCGCCGAGGAAACAAUUGAAAAAAUUUGGGUAUCUACAUUACGCGAGAAAGAGGGACGAAGGCUCGUUGACUUAUUCUGUUCAUGCAGAUUACUACAUCUUGCUUCGUGCUUGUGCUAAAGUUGUCCAAAUUGAAACUCGGUAUAUGCAUUUCGGGGUGUUGAGUUUCGAGAAACGACUGGUUUGGACUGAGCACAAAAUCAACCACUGUUUGCAUAUGACUCCUCCAAAUCUCUCUUGUGAAUUUUGUACUAAUUCCAUAAGUGGAGAUGGCUUAGAAGAGUCUCUUGGACUUUCAAAUUUGAAUAUUUAGUUUAUUUGUUCUUUUUAGGGUGUUUUGUAAAUAUAAUGUUGGACCAAAAGUUACGUUUUAAGUAUUAUACUUCCAAGUGUAGGAGUGACACUUUUGAAAAUACAAUGUUCAUCUAAGUAUGAGGUCAAACCCGAAAGAGAGAUUAGUAACAUAAAAAAGAAACUAUUUUAAUAAAUUAAAGUAUUAAAAUUUUAACCUAA